Molecule: messenger RNA, 903 nt
Organism: Sipha flava (yellow sugarcane aphid)
Lineage: Eukaryota; Metazoa; Arthropoda; Insecta; Hemiptera; Aphididae
Exons: 2
Coding region: 439-903 (154 amino acids)
Source: RefSeq, a predicted model, not a curated record
AAAUUGUGAGGACCUUACCAUUAUUAAAAAAUAGAUCACGAGCAAUAAAAUUAAAGACCUGUUCUGUUAAACAAAUAGAAAAAGUUGUAUUAACGAAUACUUGUGCGUUUGAUAUAAUUGCGUCUAUAUUUUUGGUUGCUUAUAGCGAUAGUUAAUAAUAUUCUAAUAAAAUUGAUAUAAUUUUGAUUUCUUCUACUUUUUUUUAGUUUUAUCGCUAAGAUACUAAAAUAUAGCAUUACAGCAUCAACAUAUUCGCAAAGGGCUGAUAUUAUAAUAAACACUCUACAACCAAAUGUAAAAGAAUUGGACAAUCUAAAAUUAGUAGUUUGUGAUUCGACGGCAUCAAAAAUAUUUAAUACAUUGUUUGGCCAAUUCCCUUCUAUUAUUGAAAAUAUUGCAUGUUUAAACGUAACAUGUAAAAGCAAUAUAACUAUUUCUAUGAUAUACUUAACGUAUAAUACAUAUGGAGAUUUGAGUGAUCUUCCCAAAUUCAUACAAGGAAGAGUAAUGAGAGAAAGUUCGGUGUGUGGCUCCGUAGAAGGAAAUUAUUCUUGUCAAAAGACAAAAAUAAUAACCACUUCUAUAUCAAAUAAACACAUUAUAGUGGAAUUAAUCAAAUGGGAAGGUGAUGAUAUCAAUUACAGUAUGCAGACCAGUCCUCAGUUUAAUAUAAAACUUGAAGACAUACCACAAAUAAUCGUAUGUUCAAAUGAAACAAUGGAAUUGAGAGGUAUUGGCUGUUAUCGGCCUGGACUCAGCUGUCUAAGGAUGGCAGUUGGCCAUUACUGUGCCGUUUGUAAAAGAGGGAACAGUUGGGAGUUGUUUGAUGACAUGAAAAAACAUUCAACUCAAAUGAAGUCUACAACAAUAGUUCUGUGUGAAUACUUGGUAUACACAAUUUGA